This is a messenger RNA of Athalia rosae (coleseed sawfly), 2616 nucleotides long. RefSeq names its product 5-aminolevulinate synthase, erythroid-specific, mitochondrial (gene Alas). Gene Ontology annotation, cellular component: mitochondrial matrix; mitochondrion. The record is from RefSeq and is a predicted model, not a curated record. Gene Ontology annotation, molecular function: 5-aminolevulinate synthase activity; pyridoxal phosphate binding. The transcript has 2 exons. Bases 243 to 1790 code for a protein of 515 amino acids. NCBI's taxonomy places the organism in Eukaryota, Metazoa, Arthropoda, Insecta, Hymenoptera, Athaliidae. Gene Ontology annotation, biological process: erythrocyte development; hemoglobin biosynthetic process; heme biosynthetic process.
AGGCAAUAACUUUGUCAGUUUGUCCUCGUUUCGCUUGAAGUUACGUUAACACGGUGGCUGAGUGGGAUUAGCCAACGUAUUCGCUCUCUCUGCAUUCUCUUGCCAAUUGCGAGACAGUCUAAAACAGUCUUGAGUUUAUUCAAGUGUUCACAUAAUAAUCGGUAUUUUGAGGUAGUGCCAGAGUCAAGGUGAUUCUUAAUACAUCUACUAUUCUCUGCAAAAAAUCAUAAAAGAAAUCAAAAAUGCCCUGUCCAUUUUUGACUCGCUUAUCAAGCAGCUAUGUAAGAAAUUAUGGAGCUUCGGUGAUAACAAACUAUCGUCAGCAUUGCCCAGUGAUGUCUCGGCUAGCUAGUUCAUCUGCGGAUACUACUAGCCGUGAGAAAUCCAUAACUGAUCAUCAGCAGCAAGCCAGAGAAAGCCAAUGCCCAUUUUUGUCUGUAGAACAAGGUGCCGUUAGAGAGGCAAGUACAGCUGUUCAAGAAGAUGUGAUAAAACUUGACUCAAAUUGCACGACUGCAUCUGACAAAACCUUUCCCUAUGAACACUUUUUUCAUGAGCAAAUAAUGCGCAAGAAAUUAGAUCAUUCUUACCGCGUGUUUAAGAAGGUGAAUCGACUUGCCGAAAAAUUCCCCUCUGCAGUCGAGUACUCGUGGGGAGAGAAGCCAAUAACUGUUUGGUGCUCCAAUGACUAUCUGGGAAUGUCUCGUCAUCCGGAAGUUACAAAAUCGGUCAGAAUGGCUCUGGAUAAGUUUGGAGCUGGAGCUGGGGGCACAAGGAACAUAUCAGGAAAUUCCAUGGGACAUGAGCUCCUUGAGAAACGUCUAGCAUUGCUCCAUCAGAAAGAGGCAGGAUUGCUUUUUACCUCCUGUUUUGUCGCUAAUGAUUCCACCUUAUUUACGCUAGCAAGAAGUAUGCCAGGAUGUCAGAUAUUCUCUGAUGCCGGUAAUCAUGCCUCAAUGAUCCAGGGAAUCAAAAAUAGCGGAGUUCCAAAGCACAUAUUCAGGCACAACGAUCCCAAUCAUCUAGAAGAACUUUUAUCUAGUGUGGAUCUCUCGGUCCCAAAAAUUGUAGCCUUUGAAACUGUCCAUUCUAUGACUGGGGACAUCUGUCCUCUAGAAGAGCUUUGUGAUGUUGCAAAAAAAUAUGGAGCCUUGACUUUUGUGGACGAGGUGCAUGCCGUAGGACUCUACGGGCACUCAGGAGCUGGAGUGGGUGAAAGGGAUGGCGUGCUGCCUAAGAUGGACAUCAUUUCUGGUACUCUGGGUAAAGCCUUUGGAAAUGUGGGUGGUUACAUCGUUGGGUCUGCCAACCUGGUUGACAUGGUGCGCAGCUACGCAGCUGGUUUUAUAUUCACAACUUCGCUCCCGCCUACAGUCCUUUAUGGGGCAUUGACCGCAGUAGAAAUUCUAGCUUCUGAUGAAGGGCGUUCAUUGCGAGAAACGCAGCAGCGAAAUGUCGCCUAUUUAAAAUCAGAGCUGAACAUCGCCGAUCUUCCAGUAGAGCUAUCACCUUCGCAUAUCAUUCCUAUAAAGAUUGGAGAUCCGCAGCUUUCCGCUCAGCUAGCAGAUACGCUGAUACGACAAAAAGGGCACUACGUUCAAGCGAUCAAUUAUCCAACAGUGGCAAAGGGACAGGAAAAAUUACGACUUGCGCCGACGCCUUUCCAUAUGCCUUACAUGAUGGAUAGUCUUGUGCGAGACAUUCUCGAGGUUUGGAAUACUCUGGGACUUCCAAAAGCGUCAGAAUCUAAACCCGCCGAACACAUUGCCAGGGUGAUCUCUGUUCAUUGACGUAUGCACUCAUCGGUACCUAAGAAAAAUAAUUGCUACAUAAUAAUAAUGAUAAUAAUAUAUGCUAUACAUAUUUUAGUAUUUAAAAAUGUGCGCUUGCAUUGGUAUGUGCGUCACAUGCAUAUAUUGAAAGAAUCAGGUAAUUUCCGAGGAUGGCAAUCAGCUCAGAGUUUUAACUUUUGAACUCUCUAAUAUGCAAGUCAUAAAAGACAUCAGUAUAAAUUUUCGCUCGGAAAAUACGACUAACUUGUUUGUGCCAUAGUUGACUGUCAUCAUUAUGUAAUAAUGCCGUGCAGCUGACGUAUUAUCAAUGGUGAUUUAAUUCAUGACCUGUUUUGCAAUUUAUGGCGACCUUCUGGUUCAUCUGUUGCGUAACAGGGGCAAGCUUCUAGAAUGUUCAGUUUAUUUAUCACGUGUCAAGGCUGAUUGACGUCUCGGAUUUUCAAUUAGUUUAUUUCUUUGUUUUUAUCACUUGAUAACUUUUUUAUUUUAAAUCGGACUUCGGCAGAAUAUAUUUGAAUUUGAUAUUCGAUUUUUAUUUUUGCAAACAUUUCGAAGGUAUUUAUGAUCUGAAAUGCAUCCAUACCUGUAUUCCUAAGAUAGGCGCAACGAAUAUAAUAUAUAUGUAUAUUUUCGUAAGUUAUAAUCAGAAGCUGGAAUUCGGAUGAUAAAUGUUAUAUUUAACAGAUUGAAAAAGAAGUAUGGCAAAUCUGUACUUAGAUUAUAUAAAUAGAAAAAUAACUACAAAAAAAGUAUACCCCUCUCGAUUGUCUAUCGCAGAGAAAUUAUGAUCUGUUAUUGAUGCUAAAUAUAUGAUGAAUGUAAA